AUGACCGCCCUCAAGCCUGUCACCCAUGUCAUCUUUGACAUGGACGGGCUGCUCCUGGACACCGAAUCCCUGCAGACCCAAGUGUUCCAGGAAAUCUGCAAGCGCCACGGGCAGCUGUUCAACUGGGUGGUCAAGUCGCGGGUGAUGGGCUGCAGGGCGCCGGAAGCGGCGCAGACCAUCAUCAACAUCCUCAAGCUCCCCAUAGCCAAGGAUCAGCUGGUGAACGAGAGCCAGGAGAUGCUGAAAGAGCUGUGUCCCCACAUCAAGGCCAUGCCAGGGGCUGAGAGGCUCGUACGCCACCUGCACCAACACGACAUCCCCUUGGCGGUGGCCACCAGCGCGGGCACCGAGUCCUUCGAGAGGAAGACAGCCAGCCACAAGGAACUAUUUAGCUUGUUUCAUCACAUCGUGGUGGGCGAUGACCCCGAGGUCGCCGAAAGCAAGCCAGCCCCUAAUAUCUUUCUCACUUGUGCCAAGAGGUUCACUCCUCCUGUCGAGCCAGAAAAAUGCCUAGUUCUAGAAGACUCUCCCAACGGUGUGGACGCAGCUGUGGCAGCUGGCAUGCAGGUCAUCAUGGUUCCUGAUGAGAACUUGGACAGGGAUUUGACCAAAAAGGCCACGUUGGUGCUGAACUCCCUCGAGGAUGUCCAGCCGGAGCUGUUUGGUCUGCCUGCCUUCCAGUGA
Molecule: messenger RNA, 684 nt
Organism: Dipodomys ordii (Ord's kangaroo rat)
Lineage: Eukaryota; Metazoa; Chordata; Mammalia; Rodentia; Heteromyidae
Product: pseudouridine-5'-phosphatase-like
Exons: 1
Coding region: 1-684 (227 amino acids)
Molecular function (GO): phosphatase activity
Source: RefSeq, a predicted model, not a curated record